Messenger RNA from Scomber scombrus (Atlantic mackerel), 4497 nucleotides. Its product is annotated as atlastin-2-like. Bases 6 to 1850 code for a protein of 614 amino acids. NCBI's taxonomy places the organism in Eukaryota, Metazoa, Chordata, Actinopteri, Scombriformes, Scombridae. The record is from RefSeq and is a predicted model, not a curated record. Gene Ontology annotation, molecular function: GTPase activity; GTP binding. The transcript has 14 exons. Gene Ontology annotation, biological process: protein homooligomerization; endoplasmic reticulum organization.
CCAAGAUGGCGGAGGUGAGCGGGGUGAGGAGCAGAAAUCACUUCGAGCCAAAAUGCGAAAACCGAGUCCCCGACGAAGGCUUGAGGGGAGUACAGGAAGUCCCUAUUGUUCGUAGUCGUAACCAGAGGCCUCCAUUAGCCAGUGCUGAAGACCUGGAUGAUGAAUUGUUUCCCAGGACCAUGGCCUCAAACUCGGGUACAGGUGCCAGGCUCAACCCCUCACAAAAUGAAAUGAUUCAAGAUGAAGAGCCAACAGUAGAGGAAGAAAAGGCCAAGCCUAUCCAGAUCGUCCUGGCCAACGAGGAUGAGCACAGCUUUGAGCUGGACGCCGCAGCGCUGGAGAAGAUCCUGCUGCAGGAUCACGUGAAGGACCUGAAUGUGGUGGUGGUGUCUGUGGCAGGGGCCUUCCGCAAAGGCAAAUCCUUCCUGCUGGACUUCAUGUUGCGCUACAUGCACAAUCAGCGGACUGACACGUGGAUAGGAGGUGAUGAUGAGCCCCUGACAGGGUUCACCUGGAGAGGAGGCUGCGAGAGGGAGACCACAGGAAUCCAGGUCUGGAGUGAUAUCUUUGUGGUCAACAAGCCCGACGGCAGCAAGGUUGCUGUUCUCCUUGUUGACACACAGGGAGCGUUUGACAGCCAGUCCACCAUCAAGGACUGUGCUACUGUAUUUGCUCUGAGCACAAUGACCAGCUCUGUGCAGGUGUACAAUCUCUCCCAGAACAUCCAGGAGGAUGAUCUGCAGCAUCUACAGCUUUUCACAGAGUAUGGCCGACUCGCAAUGGAAGAAAUCUACCUGAAACCUUUCCAGUCCCUGAUGUUCCUGAUUCGGGACUGGAGUUAUCCUUAUGAACACAAUUACGGCCUUGAAGGGGGAAACUCCUUCCUUGACAAAAGACUACAGGUGAAACAGAACCAACAUGAAGAGUUGCAGAACGUUAGGAAGCACAUCCACUCCUGCUUCUCCAACAUCGGCUGCUUUCUGCUGCCACAUCCUGGGCUCAAGGUGGCAACUAACCCCCACUUUGACGGCAGGCUUAAAGACAUCGAUGGAGAUUUUAAAAAGGAGUUAGCCAGUCUGGUGCCUCUCCUGCUUGCCCCAGAGCGACUGGUGGAGAAGGAGAUCGGAGGCAACAAAGUCACCUGCAGAGAUCUCCUGGAGUACUUCAAGGCUUACAUAAAGAUCUACCAAGGCGAGGAACUGCCGCACCCAAAGUCCAUGCUGCAGGCGACGGCAGAAGCGAACAACCUGACAGCUGUGGCAGGAGCCAAAGAUUUGUACAGCAAGAACAUGGAGACAAUGUGUGGAGGGGACAAGCCAUACAUCGCUCCAGCCGACCUUGAGCGCUGCCACGAUGAGUUUCGUGAGCACUCAGUGCGUUAUUUCCGCUCUGUGAAGAAAAUGGGCGGCGACGAGUUCUGCCAGCGCUACCAGACCCAGCUGGAGUCCGAGCUGGAUGAGACCUACACCAACUUCUCAAAGCACAACGACGGGAAGAACAUCUUCUACGCAGCUCGCACGCCUGCCACACUCUUUGCGGUCAUGUUUGUGACCUACGUGGUGUCUGGGGUGACAGGAUUCAUCGGCCUGAGCACCUUAGCGGUGCUGGCUAACAUGGUCAUGGGUGUGGCGCUGCUGUCACUUUGCGCCUGGGCGUAUGUGAAGUAUUCUGGAGAAUUUCGAGAGGUGGGAGCGUUGAUAGAUCUGGUGGCCGAGACUCUCUGGGAACAGGUUUUGAAGCCACUAACUGAACAAUAUAUGGAAGACAACGUCAGACAGACGGUGGUUAACUCGCUCAAAGCCAGCUUGACAGAACAGGGCUCGCAUCACACCAAGUUAAAGACUCACUGAUGCUCUUCCUCCUCCUCUUCCUUCAUCUCCCCGUCAUGUUCAUCACGCUCCUGCCCACUCGCUCAAUGUGUUCAAUCCUAGAACUGUGGAACUAGUUCAACACCAAAGCUGACCUUCUUUUACUUCCACCCUGAACGCCCCUCAUCAUCACAUCACAUGCUGCCCACCUCCUCCUCCUCCUCUGUGAUCUGUAGUGGACCUGUUGGCUCGCUGUCUGCCCUGCUCUUCAUCGCCCCCCAGUGCCUCAGAGCAGAAACUGCACGUUCUUCAUAAGAGGACCGAGCAGAGAAGCCGGCGUCGCCUCUUGCCAAAACAGCAUCUUUGAAGGACUGUUAUCUUCUCCAGUGUGCCAUGCUGCCAUAGAUGCAUCGUGUGUUGUAAUGCAUACUGUAGACUGACACACACACACACACACACACCCCAACAAGAGUACUUGUGAUAUCUGACAUCCAGCUGACUGCACUCGCUUCAGACUUGAGCUGUAAUUCAGGGAAAACUGACACCGCCGAGGGCAGCUGUUUUUCAAACUGAAACACUUUGUGUGCAUUUAAUCAUCCCAUCAACGAGCGCUUGGUUUACUUUCUCUUCACUUUAUUAUCGUUUCCUUUAAGCACAAGCAACUAAUUGACUCAGAAAACUAAUAAUGAGGUGAUUAUGUUCUGAGUUUUUUUUUUUUUUUUUUUCAGUAAAAUCAGGAAACAGAUUUUAUUGAUGAAACUUGAAGUGAAAGUAAAUUGAUUGCUGCUGUCACGGACCAGCUGGAAAGGCAAUUUUUUUAAAAACUACCUAAACUGCACACUUGUGUCCCAGUGGGCUGAUCGAUCUCCAUCUUCAAAAUCUGAACUGACGAGUGCAGUUUUUCUCUUCUGACAUAUAUAUAUAUAUAGUAGUUCACCUGUCUGCCUCCAUUUAUUCACUCAUUCAGUCUUUUACACUAAAUUUGGAAGAGGUGUUAACCAGGUAACAUCUGUAUACUCAAACUCUGGGCUCAGGUUGCUUCUAGACGAGACCCUGGUACGUCUGUCUGUCCGUCUUGUCUCCCUUUAAUAUUUUGUGAUUCUGAAGAGAACUGCAAGGAGCCUCGAGCCUCUCAGUUGAUUUUUUAUUCUUUCUUUCUUUCUUUUUUUGGGGGUCUGUUUUUAUUUUAGAACUGACAUGUUUUUAUCUGGCCUUCAGCGUCUCAUAGCGGACAUGCCAGUGUUUGGCCCUCUGCAUGGUGUUAAUAGCUACUGCGUUGUAGCAUUAAGCUAGCUAAGAGCUUGUAGAUGCCAGCUGUAGUCAGGUAACCAGAGAGGAUCAUCAUCUUGAACCAUUUUUUCUCUCUUUCACUGCCUUUUUCAUUAAAGCUGCACUAGUCCUGCGUUUUUCCAGGCAUCUUUAGGACCUACAGGCUGUAAGUUUGAUUCUCGCUUCUAGGAGCUCUCAGACUCAUUCACAGUUUUCUGACCUGACUGUAAACAAACACAUUUUUGCUUCAACUUAGAGAUAUUGAUUUUUUUUUUUAACUCAAAUUUCUAAUUUCCAUUCAAAGGAAUUGUUUGACGUUUUGGGAAAAUGCACUUAUUUGCUUUCUUGUGAAGAAUGAAAUAAAAAGAUACCACUCUUUGUUUAGCUUAGUAAAAAAACUGGAAGCACAUGGAAACAGCUAACCUUGCUCUGUUCAUCGGCACCUCUAAAGCUCACUCUUUAACAGGUUUUAUCUUGUGUGUUAAACCGUCAGUUUGUGUUGUUAUGGGGGUUUUGUGUUGUAACUUUUCCUUCCACAAAUUGUUGUUUUCACACUUAAAUUAAAUAUAAUUAAUCAUUGAGAUUUAGAGGUGCUGCUUAGGCAGAUUUUUGAAACUUUGGACAGAGGCAGGCUAGCUGUUUCCCCUCGUUUCCAGUCUUUAUACUAAGCUAAGCGGCUACUAGUUGAGAUGAGUUGGCAUUUUUCCAUCUAAUUCCGAGCAAGAAAGUUUUAAUUUUCCUAAAUAUCAAACUAUUUAUUGAACUGACAAAUGAUUCAGUCUUUAUUAACCCUCUUUUUUUCUUCUUCUCCUGAGUUGGAUAAAUCAGUGUCACUGGACUGCUGAUCAUCUUUUCAGCAAAAGAGAUGUCAGUCAAUUCAAGUGACGGGUUGGCAUUUAUCUGUCAGGUUGUUGAAAUGAUUUCUCCGCAGUAAGAAGCAGAUUUAACGUUUUAGUUCAGUCUAACAGCUGCAUCACUUCUGUCUGAGCUCUUCUGCAUCAAUUCCAUCCACAUUAUUUCUCACCUCAAGCGCCAGUCUCAUACUGUACAGUUUCUCUUCUUCUUCUGUGUUCACAUUACAAAUCGGGCAUGUAUGUUGAAUUAAAUAUUUAAAUAAACUUUGUAUACAUUUUAUAGUGAAUCAGAUGACAAUGGCUGUUUUUUUUUCUUUUCUUCUUUUGAUCAACUUAACAGUCUGUGGUUUGUUAAAGAAAGAUAAGUUGCUGCUGUAGGUUUACAUUAGUUUUCUCCUGUUUGUGAGAAUGUUCAUAGAAACACGGUGUGAAUACUCGGAUUCUGAUAGGAAAAUCUUUGUGUCGAGUGGGUCGGAGACAAAUGUCUUGUCUGCCUUUUAAAGAUAUCUCUGGUAAUUUAUUUUUGAAUAAAAUGUUUACCUUAAGAAUAAAUCAUCCGUACAAUU